GCAAGUUUGCGCUGGGAUUUGGUAUUUCUGGCCGCCCAACCCCACAAAACCCCCACGAAACCCACCCGCAUUUCCCCUGUGCAGCUGUGCUGGCCAAGUCGUCUGGACUCUGGAGCCUGUCUGCCCGUCCCGGUUCAGCUUGCUCGCCUCGCUUAUGAGUUCUGAGCUGUGACAAGAACUCAGGAGGUGGUUGACGGGUGAAGCGAUGGUGGGGAGCUACGCGAACGGUGGCGGGGCUGCGCCGGCGGCGGUAGCGGCGGAGAAGCUCGACGAGCUGCGGCUGCUGCUGGGGAAGUCGGACGGCGACACGCUGCGGGUCGUCGGGGUGGGCGCCGGGGCGUGGGGGAGCGUGUUCUGCGCGCUUCUGCAGGACGCGUACGGCCGGCACCGCGACCGGGUGCAGGUGCGCGUGUGGCGCCGCGCCGGGCGCGCCGUAGACCGCGCCGACGCCGAGCGCCUCUUCGAGGUCAUCAACUCCCGCGAGGACGUGCUGCGCCGGCUCAUCCGCCGCUGCGCCUACCUCAAGUACGUCGAGGCGCGGCUCGGGGACCGCACGCUGCACGCCGACGAGAUCCUCCGCGACGGCUUCUGCCUCAACAUGCUCGACACCCCGCUCUGCCCGCUCAAGGUCGUCACCAACCUGCAGGAGGCCGUUUGGGACGCCGACAUAGUUAUAAACGGCCUGCCCUCCACGGAGACCAGGGAGGUAUUCGGGGAGAUCGGGAGGUACUGGAAGGAGCGGAUCAGCCAGCCGCUCAUAAUCUCGCUGGCAAAGGGGAUCGAGGCGUCGCUCGACCCUGUGCCCCGGAUCAUUACGCCCACGCAGAUGAUCAGCAAUGCAACUGGAGUUCCCUUGGAGAACAUUCUAUAUCUUGGAGGCCCAAACAUUGCUUCUGAGAUUUAUAACAAAGAAUAUGCGAAUGCUCGCAUAUGUGGAGCUGACAAGUGGAGGAAACAUCUUGCAAAUUUCUUGAGGCAACCUCAUUUUAUUGUAUGGGACAAUAGUGAUCUCAUUACUCAUGAAGUCAUGGGCGGCUUAAAAAACGUAUAUGCCAUUGGGGCCGGUAUGGUGGCGGCCCUUACGAAUGAGAGUGCAACCAGCAAAUCAGUAUACUUUUCACUUUGCACAUCGGAAAUGAUAUACAUCACUCAUCUUCUAGCACCAGAGCCCGAGAAACUUGCAGGACCCUUAUUAGCUGAUACAUACGUCACACUGCUGAAAGGUCGCAAUGCAUGGUAUGGGCAGAAGUUAGCUAAGGGAGAACUGACUCUAGAAAUGGGGGACAGCAUCAAGGGCAAAGGGACUAUCCAGGGUGUUUCUGCAGUCAAUGCAUUUUAUGAACUGCUGAGCCAGGGAAGCCUAAGCGUGAUGCAUCCAGAAACCAAGAAGGCUGUUGCUCCUGUUGAGCUAUGCCCAAUACUCAAAACACUAUACAAAAUUUUGAUCAAGAGGGAGCUUACGACCAAUUCCAUCCUCCAGGCAAUACGUGAUGAAUCAAUGUAUGAUCCACGGGAAAGAAUUGAGAUGGCACAGAGGCAGUCUCUUUACCGGCCAUCUCUUCUUGGCCUGCCUAAAGCUGAUGCGAAGGCCUAAGAUAUGGUGUUUCUUCCUACCUGAUGAGAGCUUGCAGGAGCCAGGAGGCGCUUACUGGUCUUCAAGAUCCUUACGUGCCUCAGAUGUGUGUUGUGUCAUGCGUGUACACUAAUACACUAUAGAGUUGGGUGAUGGCAUAUUUAGCAUGCCAGGAUAAACUUUAUUGCCCGUGUCUGAAAUACAAGCUGUUGUGAUUCAAAUUUAUUUGUCACUUAGACUGGAGUAAAGAUGUGUAUGCCUUUUAUUUUAUGAUGGCUUCAGAGUCUCAAAAUUGGUUGUAAGAUUACUCCCUGCGUCUCAAAAUAUAAUUCGUUUUAGAUU
Messenger RNA from Zea mays, 1915 nucleotides. RefSeq names its product glycerol-3-phosphate dehydrogenase. Gene Ontology annotation, cellular component: cytosol. The transcript is spliced from 5 exons. Bases 206 to 1594 code for a protein of 462 amino acids. NCBI's taxonomy places the organism in Eukaryota, Viridiplantae, Streptophyta, Magnoliopsida, Poales, Poaceae. Gene Ontology annotation, molecular function: glycerol-3-phosphate dehydrogenase [NAD(P)+] activity; NAD binding. Gene Ontology annotation, biological process: carbohydrate metabolic process; glycerol-3-phosphate catabolic process. The record is from RefSeq and is marked provisional.